Messenger RNA from Populus nigra (black poplar), 2687 nucleotides. RefSeq lists its product as uncharacterized. The record is from RefSeq and is a predicted model, not a curated record. Lineage: Eukaryota; Viridiplantae; Streptophyta; Magnoliopsida; Malpighiales; Salicaceae. The coding region runs from base 1549 to 2478 and encodes 309 amino acids. The transcript has a single exon.
AAUGCACCAGGAUUAAGAUAAACAGUGACACCAACUUUAUAUUGCGAGCAUAACCUUUGUUGCCUUUUCUUCUUUUGCAUACACUUGCGCUAUGCGAAUGCACUAUUCUUCUUUAGUGAUAUUGCCUGUGAACAGAUAUGAUGCUCUGAAAUACAAAGUCGGAGUUUAUCCUAGUCGCUGGUGCAGUUGGAGUUUGUUUUCCAUUUAUAUUAUGGUAGAAGCAAAUUUUUUUUUUUUUUAUCAAAAGAAGCAAAGAGAGAAAAAAUACAGUGGGGAGGGACGUCGAUUCUGUUAUACACAGUGGUGUCUAAACGUGCAAAUUCUAUGAAAUUAUUGUUGGUGGAUCACACAAAUCUUAUGAGAAAUGCUUGAUUUGUUGUUCAUGCUUGUAUUAAAUCCCAAUUUCGAUCUUAUUUCUGACCUUUUCUUCCAUUAAUGCUAUCCAUACAAAAGCUUGAAUUUCAUCUCAACGCAAAUCCCUUUUCCCAGUCCCAAAGGGAAUGGAUGCUAGCCAUGAGUGCUUUUUGGAUGAUCACUAUGGUCAACACCAAUAAGAUGCCCUAUUUCUUGCAUUACAACUGAUUCCAAUUCUGCCGCAUUAGGUUCAGAAUUGGCACUCUAAUGGAACCUUGCUUGUCUACUUGAUGGAAUGCCAUGGGCUAAAGUCUCUUUGCAGCCUAACAGUUUUCCUUAUGUUUGGUUUAUGUAGCCCGAUUUUAUGUUCUGUAGAUUUAUUAGGCGUGACUUUCAGCUUGUUCAUUGUAUAUUAUUCCAAAUCUUGUUGGUUAUAAUCCCUACAAAACAGUAGAGGUCUGGUGUCAUAAAUCUCCCACAUAUUCAUCAUUGGCUUAUAAAAGCCUUCAGCUUUUGUAGCCAACAAAAGCAGGACCUCCCCUUUCCUUGAUGGUCUUCUCUUUAUCUUCUCAUAUUCCAAAAAUAACAGAACUUUCAAGGGUAAUUAUGUGAUUAGUGAAGAGAUGCCAAAACAUGAAAAUCUGUGUACAUCAACAUGUGUAUAUAUAGAAAACAUUAAGGACUAAUGGAUAGUGACAAUUUCUUCAAGUAGUCCUCCUAUUUUGGGGCUACCUUUUGAUUACAGCCUCUAGCUGGAGACAUGUUCUGAAAGCUUUCCAAGUCACCAUCUUUCCUUAUCCUUCUUCAACCCAACAAACAGAAAAUUCUCUGCAUACCAUUUCCUGCAGGACCAUCCCAUUUUGGCUGCAUUUUCAGGUUCUUUUGCAGCAUCAGAAGCCGGUGACUGUGCUAGAGGUAACGUGUAACAUUUUUUACCACCAGUUUCUUCGACAAAAUAUCCAAUCUUGCCAAUGUCGGAACCAUUGAUCAAUUCUUAUGAAAGCUCUCUAAUAAGGUAACAUGCAUGUAACAGUUUGUUCAUGAUAUGGACACCAAUUUUGUGUGUUUAUCCCAAGGAGCCAGAAAUAUGUUUGUAGGGCAGGAUAGAAUGGGAUCGCAAUUUGUCUUGCAUUAUUGUUCGUUCUUAUGCCUUUGAAAUUGUAGUUUCACUCUAAUUUGAGUUUCUACGGAACAAUGUCUUUCCACUAUCCAUUGAGAAACUUCUCAGUGGGAGCUUCCUUAUCAUCUGUACCAGAAAAAAUACCAUAUGAUCCACUGACAAGUACAACGCCUCAGAAUACCGUCACGUGCGCCUACCAGGCUUAUGUUGCAGGUUAUUGGCGCAAUCUCACGGUUUUUUGGUGCAAGAACCAUAUGAAUCACACCCUCAACCUCAUUAUCAAUAACCUUGAAGGUGAAGUUUGUUACAAUUGCAAGAUUGACCUUAAGCCUUGGCUUUUCUGGAGCAAAAAAGGGAGCAAGUCCUUCGAGCUUGAAGGGUGCCAAGUAGAUUUACAUUGGGAUUUCCGAUCAGCUAAAUUUGCUGGGAGUCCUGAGCCGGCUAGCGAUUAUUAUGUUGCUGUAGUUUCAGAUGAAGAGAUUGUAUUAUCGUUGGGAGAUUACAGGAAAAAGGCUUAUAAGAGAGCGAAUGUAAGACCACCACUUGUUGAGGCUAUCUUAUAUUUGAAAAAGGAACACGUAUUUCACAAGAAAACCUUCUCAACCAGAGCUAAAUUCGACGAAAAGAAACAUGAGCAUGAUAUUAUUGUAGAGAGUUCUACAGGAGGGCCAAGAGAUCCUGAAAUGUGGAUUAGCAUGGAUGGAAUCAUCAUGAUUCAUGUUCGGAAUUUACAGUGGAAAUUCAGAGGGAACCAAACUGUGAUGUUGAGCAGGCAACCGGUUCAAGUGUUCUGGGAUGUCCAUGAUUGGCUGUUUACUGCCCCUGGCACUGGCCAUGGCUUGUUCAUAUUCAAACCAGGGGUUUCAGAAUCAGAAGAUGACAGGGAUAGCAGCAGUUAUGGUGCCCAGAGUGAUACCAGUGAUGGGAGUAUGUAUUUUUCAACCAGGAGUGUCUCAGCAACACCAGAAUUCUGCCUUUUCCUUUAUGCCUGGAAGAUCGAGUAAGGUUUGUUGUAAUAUAUGGAAAUGGCUACAUGACACAGGAAUUCUUAUGGCUAGAACUUUCUCUGCCAGUAGAAGCUUAACCUGUAAAGUUAGUUAUCAGUUAUCUCCCUGAUCUGAGCCCUUUUAUGGAUCUAUAUCAGAUACAUUAUAUUUUCCAGGUCCAUUGUGGAAGCAUAGUUGAGAAUUUCAACAUGUAGUUUUAUCCAGUA